Molecule: messenger RNA, 894 nt
Organism: Rotaria sp. Silwood1
Lineage: Eukaryota; Metazoa; Rotifera; Eurotatoria; Philodinida; Philodinidae
Source: the annotation of a GenBank genome assembly
AUGUUCGGCUUUCCUAUAGAUCUAUUCGGUAUUCCAAACAGUACAGAUCGUCGAAUGAAUAGUAAUUCAUUAGUACCACAUCAUCAAUCAUUAUUUGGAAAUUCAUUAAUGAUGCCAUCGCUAUAUGGCAAUAUGAAUAGUUUAAUGGGUAAUUUUGGAUUGAAUUCAUCGCCGUUUCCAAUCAUGGAUAGAAUGAUGCAGGGAGCAAAUCAAAACCCAAAUGGAUCAGUACAUUCAUUUUCAUCAACAACGGUCAUGUCUUAUAAUGGUACAGAUGGAAGACCGAAAGUUUAUCAACAAUCAACAUCAUGUAAUCGAGGACCUGGAGGAAUUGAAGAAACGCGACAUGCUGUUCGGGAUACUGAACGUGGAAUUAAGAAAGUGCAAAUUGGUCAUCGAAUUGGUGAUCGUAAACAUGUAGUAGAACGAGAAAUGAAUACACAAACUGGUCAGCUAUCUGAAAAUGUUGAACUUGAAAAUCUUGAUGAAGAUGAAACGGAUGAUUUUAAACAAGAAUGGCGUCAACGUUCACUACAUGCUGGUGUUGCUCGUCAUUCACAUCAUCCUUACCAUCAUCCAAUUGGUUCAAAUCGUCAUUAUAAUUCUUCAUCAAGACCACAAUCAAGACAAUUAGCGAUUGAACAUAAUUCUUCUGCUGGAUUAUCUAGUCGACAACAUAAAAAAUCUUCAAAAAAUUCUAAUAAUUCAUCUCAUCGACCUCAAUAUCAUCAUUCAGAUACAAUUGAUUUAACUGAAGAUACACCAGUUGAAGAUGAUAUACAAGAAAUUCAACAAUUACCAUUAUCACAAUCAUUAUCUGUCAAACGUAAACCUUCAUCGUCUUCAUCAAAUGACAUGAAUAAUCAACGCAAACAUCGACAAAAUCAUUUUUGA